GUAGGGAUCCCACCCAAGGCCAAACUUCACAAAUGGAUAGCACUACCAGUAAUCCCAUUGAAUGUAGAAUAUCCAAAACGUGGAAGCUAGUGCUUUUUUUGAGAUGCAAUAUGCAAUAUUAGGUUUAAUUCAGCAAAGCAACUGAGAAAGGAAGAUUUUUUGGCUGCAUAGGACAUGAGUGGGACAGGAACGGCUGACUUCUUCUAUAGAGAAGCUCAGCGCCUGGGCUAUGUUGCACGGUCUGCCUUCAAGCUACUGCAGAUGCAAAAGCAAUACAAAUUGAUAAUACCUGGGGCAUCUAUUCUUGAUCUUGGUUGUGCUCCGGGUGCAUGGCUUCAGGUAGCUUGUCAGAGCUUGGGUCACUUGAAAAAUGGUGGGGCUGUUGUGGGUAUUGAUCUAAAGAAGGUGAAAGUUCCUUCUCUUCAUUGUGAUGCAAGAGUACAAACUGUUUGUGCUGAUGUCAUGAAUCUUCUGAAGAAUGAAGCUAGGGCACUCUCUCCUCAGGGAACAGGAUUUUCUGUGAUACUAUCUGAUAUGUGCCCCCUUGUUUCUGGAAUCACAACUAAAGACGCUGCUUUAUCUGUUGAGUUGGGGAUGCGGGCACUAGAUUUGGCCAUUGGCAGAGCUGCCUUUUAUCAUCUGGACAAUAGUAAUGCUGAGGAGUUAUAUGGUUCCAGUUCUGGCGUAGAUGAGAAUGGCAUUCUGCAACCUGGGGGAAAUCUUGUAGUUAAGCUUCUUGAAAGUGAAGAUGUUAAAGACUUCAGCCAAAUCUGUAAACCACUUUUCAAAAAGGCAUCAUGGUUAAGACCCAAAGCAACAAGGUCUUCUUCUAGAGAGAUAUAUUUGAUUUGUCAAGGUUUGCGGUAAGGAAUUGUGGCAAUCAAACUGAGCCUAUGUUGGGAUUCAUUUUACCAGAUUUUGGAGGCUAAAUAUCAAUGACAUGCAAUCAAGAUCAUAGAAAAGACCUAUCAUCUCAAA
Telopea speciosissima is the source of this 978-nucleotide messenger RNA. Its product is annotated as ribosomal RNA large subunit methyltransferase E. Gene Ontology annotation, biological process: RNA methylation. Bases 175 to 867 code for a protein of 230 amino acids. Gene Ontology annotation, molecular function: rRNA (uridine-2'-O-ribose)-methyltransferase activity. NCBI's taxonomy places the organism in Eukaryota, Viridiplantae, Streptophyta, Magnoliopsida, Proteales, Proteaceae. The record is from RefSeq and is a predicted model, not a curated record. The transcript has 7 exons.